This is a messenger RNA of Amoebophrya sp. A120, 3321 nucleotides long. The record is from the annotation of a GenBank genome assembly. NCBI's taxonomy places the organism in Eukaryota, Dinophyceae, Syndiniales, Amoebophryaceae.
AUGGGUCCUUCUCUUUCAUACUUCUUCACCGCCAUUCGGCUUUAUGCCUGCGCUUUCUACUUUCUCUUGCACUCAGGAGCACGAUUCGGCCCUGCAUCCACAACGGUGGCUGCCCUGUCGAGAUCUGAAGCUGUGCUGGCAACGAAGCCAGAAGCCCUGGUCGCCGUGUAUGGCGUUCUCAAAUGUUACAGUUACUUACAUUACUCGCGAUUGCAAUUUUCUGUGUCAUGUUUGUUCCUUGAUUGUGUGAAGCAAGAAAAAUUAAUGGAAAAGUAACGAGGCGGGAACAGGCGGGAUUUUGCUUUUGCAGCUCGUCUUACAAUUUUGAUUUCCGCAUAGCAGAUUAGCGCGUCGCGGAAAACUUGUCAUGCUAACCAGCUUUCUCAUUCUUUCGCAUACGGAAGGUGAUUAUAGAGGCUCUGAGCAGUAACAGAUCGCCUGAAAAAACGACACCCAUCAUGCAUGUGUACCGUUUGAGAAGGCCAUGCCGUGGCGCGGAGUAGGACCAGUGCGCCAGAAGCGUUGCGGUGGUACGAGGCGGCAGCGCAGCGGCGGCACGUCCCCAGCAUGGUAGAUGCGGCCUCAGGGUUCUUUCGGCUGAAAAAAUUCGACAAGGCUAUCGCCUUCUACAAGAAGGCCGCUGCGAAGGGCAACGACAUUGCGCUGUACGAGCUGGCAGUUUUGUUUUCGGAAGGAAGUGUGGUCUUCCGGAACAGCACGAAGGCCGCCUUCUUGUUUGCCGAAAGUGCGAAACAAGGGCGGCACGUCAGCGCUAUGUACAAUCUUGGGCGUCUGCUAGAAGAGGAAGAGGAACAUCAAGAAGGCCGGCACACGGAUAUGAAAACGCUGACCCCUGAAAGUGGCAAGAAACGCAAAAAUGAUGCUGGCAAAGUUUUCUCGGUGGUUCGCGAGAGCCUCCUCCAGCACACCUCGACGGCAAGUUCAUCACCUGCUCCGGACGAACAUCAAAGACGAACAGGCAGGCUGUUGCCGUGGUCUGAAAGCGAUGCCACGAAUCGAACCGCCUGGGCAGGUCCCGUACUCUCGCUUGCGUUGCAGUUUUACCAAGAAGCUUGCAGCUCCGGGGCGGCAUACCGCGACGAUCCAUCGUGUAAAGGAGGUGACGGACCUGGCGGACUUGAUGUCAACAGUGGGACUGGAGACACAACAUCGACCACCGAAAAAAAUAGAUGCGCCUUCACGUCCUCCUCGCACCUCGGGAAAGUAGACGAUGGCGAGCGCGAGCCCAGCACGCUGUUGAACAGUGUGUUUCCGUCCCGCCCACGCCCGGUAGAAGCAGUGUUAGAGAAGGACACUGCAAAUCACACACAUCACACACGGAAUAAUUUUACGCAUCUCAACAACAGCACCUCAACCGCAGAAGAUGUUGAGUCAUCUUGGUUGUGGGACUCACUUUUCGGCACGAAGGAAGAUGCGAUGAUAGAUGGCAGUCGGCGCGGCGAAACAGCGCGAGCAAAUAUAGCUCACAAGCAAGAUGAUCCAAGUAUGCCAGGAGUAUCGCACAGAAAAGUUAACGUACUGGUAAUUAUCCCAUACAUCAUAUUACUUAUUUGCAUGUGGACACAACAUAUUACGUGGAUCUGCAUCUGGUCUGCGUCACAAAAAGGUCCCCGCUGUAUCAAUCUCCAAGCAGAUGCGUAAACGUCAGAAAAGGCCUUGCUACUCUUCUGACCCCACUCAGCGCGCGUUUGCGAUUGUGUUGACGGGCAACGGAGCGGGAUAAAGAUAUCAUCUUCAGGCUACUAUACUUACCAUAAUCGGCAACAGAAAAAGAUGAAGCGAGUGGGUUGGGUCUGUGCUAACGUUGUCCAACCAAACAAGCCGCUAUCGGCUCGAAAAGCUUUACUUCGAGGCAGAACUCUUACAACUACUGACAGAAAAAUACACGCAGACGCAACAGCACAUCUUUAUUUUUGUUCAGUAUCGUCGGCAUUGUGAUGGGAUUAUUUUUCUACACGACAUCCCACAGUUGUAGCUCCCGGUCCUGAAGUCGACGACCACGACUUUGACGCUGGGUGGGACGACACUGAAGACGUCGACGUCGAGGCGACGAGCAAUGAUAGUUCUAUCACAAGAGGCCUGACGUCGGGUGAUCGGCUCUUGGUUAGCGAGCUCUUUGCCAACAAGACGGAUCCAGAAUACAAUGCUCUGCUACGGCAAUACGCGGCGUUGAUGAGGACAAACACAGAAAUAAACCGCAAAGUCCCCGGCACGACGGCCUCCAGCCACGAACAUCCGCGGUUCAUCGUACCGCCCGAGCACCCAAACUGGCCACGCAUUCGCUCAACCGCAAUACAGACUGCAGCGAAGGCAUGCUAUUCCGUACCGAGAUGAAAAUGCACUACAAUCCAAACACCACAACUCGUUCUUCCAUCAAUGAAGAGGCACAGAUAGAACCACCAGCAGGAGAUGAGCCCAAUUUACUAAAGAACUUCCUUCCAAUAUCGGCGUUGAUUCGUACGCAAACAAGGCUUGUUGUCUUCCGUGACCGAACGAGGAGAAAUCCCUCUUCGCUCGGAAAGAGGAAUGUGGUGUGGUGGAGUCGUCCAUUUUCCUCUUGAUACUCCGCGGCCCGCAUCCACCUCGCUGAACUCGAUCGAAGAUCCGACCUGGCGGGCUACAGUGGCACGGGACGAGAUGAUGUAAACGAGGGAAAAACGCGAGGAGUAUCUGUUGUCGACCCCGAGGUUGCCAUGCAGGCUAACGAGGAGCUGCAGCCCGGUAAGGUCGCAAACCUUUUUGUAAAAGCUUUUGAGUUGGACGACACGCAUGGUAAGGCCGCCUACAACGCGGCCAUCCUGUUUUUCGCAGAAGAGGACCGGCACCUGGCCUACAAAUACGCUCGUAAGGCAGCAGCAAACCACAUCCCGGAGGCAAUGCACAUGCUUGCAACUAUGUACGGACAAGACAACAAACCAAAAAACGCUGAGAAAUGGCGGAAAAAAUUGAAACAACACAAGAAAUUGGAUGAAACACGGAAAAAAAGAAAAACUGACUUAUGAAUGUUGGAAAAAAACAAGAACUCAAGAGCAAAAGCAGUGAGUUCAGUGUAUGUAUUUAAUUCCGCGAAGGUGUCCCAUUUUCAUAGCCCAUUUUUUACAGCCCAUUUACAACUUCCGGGUCUUCUAGCUGCUCAAUCCACUAUACUACCCCUCAACUAUUUCCUCAGCCUCACCCCGAUCUUUUAUUUUUGCAGCUUGAAGAGCGAGUUCGUCGGCCGACAGGUCAGAACAGUGUCCUGUCGAGGAGUGCCUGCAGCUGCGAGCGUAUGAAAAUGUCUGAAACAACCCGUUACUUGCC